UAACCGAACUGCCGCAGUGAACAUUAACGGCACUGGUACACCAUUAAAAAUGCUGACGAAACUUUUAUUCUUGGGCUUGGUGGCCUACGCGUCCGCGGCUGUGAAGCUGCAAGAGGUGUUUUCAUGGAAUGCAAUGGAUUGGAACUACCCGAAUGAAUAUCUGAAACAAGAAGCUAUUUUAUCGGGUGCUUUGAUACGAGAAAACGCCCUUCCAGUUGGUAUUGAACGAUGGAAGAAUAAGCUAUUCGUCAGUGUACCGCGUUGGCGACCUGGUAUUCCCGCCACUUUGAACUACAUACCACUCGACGCGCCCCAUGAAUCUUCCCCUAAACUAACACCUUACCCCAGUUUCGAAGAGAACGAAGUAGGCAACUGUGACACCGGACUCAACACAGUGUACCGAAUUAAGGCCGAUAAAUGCGACAGACUCUGGGUAUUAGACGUUGGAACUUAUGGAUAUGAUCCUAAUGUGACCAACGUAUGUCCUUACACACUGAAUGUGUACGAUCUCAAUACGAAUACCCGCAUUCGGAAAUAUGUUUUCCGUCCAGAAGAUAUCGUUGCCUCUACUUUUAUCGCUAACAUCGCCUUAGACGAAGGACCAACCUGUGAUGACACCUUCGCAUAUUUCUCUGAUGAGUUAGGAUACGGACUCAUUGUUUAUUCCUGGGAACAAAACAAAUCUUGGAGAUUCAGCCAUAGCUACUUCAUGCCUGACCCAUUGGUUGGUGAUUUCAACAUCGCAGGUCUUAACUUCCAAUGGGGCGCGGAGGGUAUCUUCGGUAUAACUACAUCUCCUCCUGGGGCAGACGGUUUUAGAACCCUUUACUUCAGCCCGCUGUCAAGUCAUACAGAAUUUGCUGUCUCUACCCGUAUUCUUAGAGAUGAAUCUAUGGUAAAAGCAGCAAAAUUCAAUGAUUUCAAAGUGGUAGGAAACAGGGGACCAAAUGGACAUACCACUUCCAAGGUAAUGAGCGAUACGGGAGUACAAUUAUACAAUUUGAUCGAUCAAAACGCUAUCGGUUGCUGGAGCUCGUCCUUACCUUUGAAACCAGAAAAUACUGCGAUAGCAGAUAAAGAUGAUGUAGGCCUCGUCUUCCCCUGUGAUGUUAAAAUAGACGACGACAAAAACGUUUGGGUACUUUCCGACCGCAUGCCGGUGUUUUUGGAAGCUGAAUUAGACUACAGUGAUAUUAAUUUCAGAAUCUUUACUUCCCCUCUUUCCAAUAUGAUUGAAGGUACUGUAUGUGAACCACCUUCAUUUGCUAUUUCCACACCUUUACCCUCACAAUCACUGGCUCCAUCUAUUCCGGAAACUUCGUUAUACGGCCUCUCAGUGAAUUAUCCUUCGCGAUCAUACUUCCCUUCGGUUUCUUUAAAUGGUCAACGUCUAAGAUCAUAUAGCCGAACCAUACCCGAUCAAUCAUACGACGACAGACGUUUUAUCGAUUUACAUCGUGGGUCGUAUCCGCUGACUGUGUCCACCAGAUCAAGCACAAACGAUCCAUUCACCUUUGACAAAUCGCCAUGGUGGAUCAGAUCUACUGUUCAAGGACGUGUUAACGGUCGACAAUAUUGAAAUAAAUAACUUUAUAUAGCAUAAUUGUAUGGUAGUAUAUUGAAAAAUAUAAUUUUACACAUACAUGUUAUUUUUUACAUUUAGUACAUACGCAAUGAGAUCAAAUAGUACUAAAAGUACUUUAAUAGGAAAUGUAUACUAUUAUGUUGUAGUGUUGAAUUUUUUUAAUUGCUUUUUUUUAUUCUAUUAAAUUUGGUCUAUAUUUUUCUUGUAUGUAUGAGGAUGUGUAAACCGUCAUUUGUGUAUUAGUGCGAUUGUGUGUGAUUGCAUGUCAACGUGUAUGAUUUGGAAAAACCUUAAAUCUGUGAAUCUGUUUAUAAGCAAAUGUGAUUGUGUGAGUGGUUUCUUACGCACGUAGAAAUGUAGUUGAGUAUGUUGUUUAAAAGCUAGAAUAUAAAUUGUAUAAAAAGUGUUAAUGGUUGUUAUUUCAAUUUUUUUUAAAUAUAUGAACAAUUAGAAUUUUGCAACGGCAAACCGUAAAGCCUCAGCAAAUUGCAUAUCGAACGAAUUCAUUCACAACGUGCUGUGUUAUUUUUCGUAAAGGUGACACUGUUUUCAGUGUCAGCUGCCAGUUCGCGAUUCGUUAUUAAAUGCAAAGAAAAAAAACAUCUAAAAAAUGUGAAUACUAAUAAAUCCUUUACAAU
Papilio machaon (common yellow swallowtail) is the source of this 2223-nucleotide messenger RNA. It is a transcript of the gene Y-y, whose product is annotated as protein yellow. Bases 50 to 1579 code for a protein of 509 amino acids. The record is from RefSeq and is a predicted model, not a curated record. NCBI's taxonomy places the organism in Eukaryota, Metazoa, Arthropoda, Insecta, Lepidoptera, Papilionidae. Gene Ontology annotation, cellular component: extracellular region. The transcript has 4 exons.